Cuscuta campestris is the source of this 2107-nucleotide messenger RNA. The record is from the annotation of a GenBank genome assembly. NCBI's taxonomy places the organism in Eukaryota, Viridiplantae, Streptophyta, Magnoliopsida, Solanales, Convolvulaceae.
CUGCCCUUAACAACAAGCUAUGGGUUCUCUGGAAGGGGGGUAGAUUUACACUCACUCACAUUCAAGAAUUUGGUCAAAUGCUCACAUGCCAUUUUUGGACAAUACUCUUCAUACAAACAUAAGCAUCACCUCUGUCUAUGGUAAGCAUACAGGGGUAGAAAGGAGACAGCUAUGGGAAGACUUGUCUCUAAUGCCAUCUAUGAUCAUAUUUGGAUAGUUGGUGGGGACUUUAACACUAUCUUAUCAGUGGAUGAGCACAAAGGCUCCACCUCCCCCAAUCUGGCUGAUAUCAAGGAUUUUAAGGAUUGUCUCAAAGCCAUACCACUCAUCAAUACGCACACCACUGGUGGUACUUACACUUGGGAUGGGGUGAGGAGCAGAGGCAGGGUUUGGAGAAGGCUGGACAGAGCUCUAAUCAAUGAGAAAGCUCUAACUUUCUUCAGUGACAUCUUCUCUCAAAUGUGCAGCAAGACAACCUCAGAUCACAAACCUAUCGUAUUACAGUGUGCCCUGGACUCUUUUAAUGAAUUGAGGAAAGCUGAAACUAAUGCCCUGGUGGCACAAGUAGCAUAUGAGGCUAACCCUGAUGACCCUACACUAAGGAGUAUAGCUAAUGAGGCUUAUGCCAAGCUUAUUGAGGCUACUAACAGAGAAGCUAUUUUUUGGAAGCAAAAAGCCAACCUACAUUGGAUGGAACAUGGUGACCAGAACUCCACGUUCUUCCACUCAUUUGUCAAAGGCAGGAGAACCAAUCUUAAGAUCAGGGCAAUCAAAGAUCAAGAUGGCAAGCUAAUUGAGAAGGAGGAUGACAUCAAGAGAGCUGCUGAGAAACAUUUUUUUGAUACUUUCAACAACUCCAAGCUUGUGGAUGCCGAACAAAUCCUCCACCACAUUCCUCACCUCAUUUCUAAUGAUGAUAACACCAUGAUGUCUUCUAUUCCUGAUGAGAUGGAGGUCAGGAAGGCAGUUUGGGAUCUUAACCCUAAUAGUGCAGCAGGCCCAGAUGGGUUCAAUGAUUAUUUUUUCAGAAUUUGUUGGGAUAUUGUUAAACAAGAUGUGAUUAAAGCUAGGCAAGAGUUCUUCAUGGGUUUACAUGUUCCCCAGGCUUAUGGGAGCACACUCAUCACCCUCAUACCCAAGAAGGAACAUUGUACUACAUUCUCUGAAUUCAGGCCAAUCUCCCUAUCAACAUUCAUGAGUGUACUCAGCAAAUAUGGUUUCUCAACUAGGGUGCAGAAUCUUUUACUUGCAAAUUUGGAGGCCAUCUCAAUCCUUAUAAAUGGCAGCCCCACUGGUUUCUUCAAGAUCAAAAGAGGAGUCAAGCAAGGAGAUCCCCUUUCCCCUCUCCUUUUCAUUUUGGCUAAUGAGGUCUUCUCUAGGAUGCUCCAUCACUUCUUUGACAUCCACCACCUGAAGAACUACAAUACUGGUAAAAGCACCCUAGUUUCUCAUCUAGCCUAUGCUGAUGACCUCAUCAUUUUCCUCAAUGGAAGGGUCAGAAACCUACUUAGAUUCAAACACAUACUGGAGGAUUACACUCAGGGAUCUGGGCAGGAGGUGAACUACAACAAGUCUAGUUUCUUUGCUUCUAAACAUUCCUCCCCAUCUACCAUUACAAGGAUGGCAAAGGCACUUAACAUGACUCAUGAGAAGAUGCCUUUCAAAUAUCUCGGAGUCACCAUCUGCAAAGGUAAACUCAAGAAAGAUCACUGCCAAGCCAUGAGGCCAUUGUAAGGACCAAAUUAUUGAAUGAAAAGUUUGUGUUACUCUUUGAGUAAUUUCAUUAAAAUAGUGUGAUUCUAUUUUAGCAAAAUUUCCUAAUGAAAUAUCUCUAAAGUUGGCUACUUUUGAGUGCGUGUUAGGAGUCUAAUUUUAUACAUUAGUAGUGAUUAUUAAUGUGUAAAAGAAGAUAAAAGCCCCAAGUUAAGAUAAGAGUGUGUCAUAUCUCUUAACACCAACUUGGUAGUUCAUUCCUUUAUGCUCUUAUACAUGUCUAUUCAAAGUUCUGUAGUUCUGUUUUGAGAAUGGUUUGAUGUGGCUUUCUAAGGUUCCCCCAAGUGUGAAAAUGGAGUUUCCAAGGCAUCUGACAUGAUAAUUUGUGUAGUUU